AUGAUCAAGGCAGAAAACAAAGGGGGCGAGAGGACCCUAAGGAGCGCGUCCCCUCACAGAAAUGCUUACAAAUCGGACUUCCACGCCAUCAAGUGCUCCUUUGAUGGGGCGAAAUCUGAAGGUCUCUCUAAAACGUUUGCAAAUGGAUCGAGUGACACCCGGGAAGACUCCAGGGGAAGGCCUUUUGGAACCAGAGUGAACAAGAUAAAGAACAUUUUCCUGCAGAUGGAUGGUCAGCAGCAACCAGAGUGCCAAGAGGGAAAGAACAUUUUAAAGCCUGAAGUGUCCCAGGUUUCCCCACCAAAGGUGCAAUUUCCAGUCAGCCCUCACAGGGUCAGCCUCAACAACGCUGCAACUCCAGAAGGCAACAUUUUAGAUAAAACCCCCAAGGGGGAAGAAGUUGAAAUUGACAAAGUGGCAUUGGCGGAGAAGUUUUCUGUGACCAGAAAACUCUUUGAGAGGGGCAUCAAAGAGCCGCCUGCAGCUGAAAAGCAACCUCCAAGCAGAGUAGUAAAUCGCUUGUCCCUGGGAAGUGCCUCUGAUGAGGGAAAAAACACAAGGAGAAUGUCAGGAUCUUCCGAGGCAGCUAUCAAACCAGAGCAGACUCCCUCUGCAACAUCUAAAAGUCCUCAAGAUGACAAGACUAAUGGCGAGAAAAGGCACACAUCCAGAGUGACACUGAAUGCAGGGCCCAUGUCAAAGAGGUUAGAAAAUUACAUAGGUGAAAAUGACUCAGAAAGCAACAACACAGCUGCUGCUAAAAGAGGAAUAGUGUCUGCUAAACAGCACAGUACCACUGAACACAUCCUGGCUACCUCUCCAACAAGGGACGGCUUUGUUAGGACGACAUCACCUGGCAAAAACACUACAGACUCCUUAAUCGUAACUGAUCCCACUGACAAAAAUAAACAGAACAAAAGUUCAGUCGGAUCAAAUGCCAUUAAACCAACAGUUCCAGUUACCGACUCAUCGUCCCAGUCUGCUUCGUUGACAGCUGAUGUCUCUCAGAAAUCAAUUUCACCGGAGCAAACAACCCAAAUUAGCCGUAGCUACAAGUCCUCCUCCUCCUCAUCAUCAUCAUCUAGUGAUGGAUUUAUUAGAACAUCUGUUGGUGGAGAUGGAGGAAAGCCACAUAGUCCACCCCAGAUGGAUAUUAAGCAGCUUCCUCCUUCAGCUGGUGGCUUUCAGAACACCAGCAGGGCUAAAAGUAAUGACGGCGUGAGACAUAGCCCCACCGGGGAGAAAUCGCCCAGCCAGACGUCAUCAUUGGAGUCUAAAGGGGUGAACAUGGUCCGGGCUGAACUGGUAGUGGUUCAGAAUGAAUCCUCAGAGAGUGAAGAGAAUGAGGAUGAGAGUGUCGAAGAUAAUGUUUUUGAGGAGCAGAUGUUGCAACAUGCCAACGAAUCACCAUCGAACCAGAAAACAGCAUUUUUACCAGAAAAACAUAACGGUGGCUCUCAGAUUAUAUUGAAAGACACUGCAAAAGAAGCACAGCGGCAAGCACCGGCUGCAAGUGAAAGUAGACUUCAGGAACAUACAAAGGAAGAGAGACAAGAAGAUGCUUUAACUGUGAGUCAGGAUGGCGAAGGACUGCGUGAUGAAGAGGAGGAUGUAGCAGAGGAGGAAGGAGAGCAGGAGGAACAAAUGGAUAGGGCCUCUCCAGUAGUGUACGGAAUAGAGAAUGCAGCAUUUGUUGAUGACAGAGAUGUCGACCAGGUCCUCAUGGAAGAAGAAGAGGAGGAGGAGGAGAAGGAUGAAGAAGAUGUUGAGGAUCAAAUGUACGGGGAAUACGAUGACUGUUAUGAGGCUCCUGGACUGUCGGAUGAGGAUGAGCCUCCCCUAAAGAGGAAGAUCAAGUUCUCCACAGAUCCCAUCCUGGUCUUCAGCACCUUUUCUAAUGAAGACUAUGAUCGUCGCAAUGACGACGUCGACCCAGUGGCAGCGUCGGCAGAGUACGAGCUGGAGAAGAGAGUGGAGAAGAUGGACGUGUUCCCGGUGGAGAUUGAGAAAGGAGAUAAUGGGCUUGGUAUCAGUAUCAUAGGAAUGGGAGUGGGAGCUGACCAGGGUCUGGAAAAGCUUGGCAUUUUUGUGAAAACCAUAACAGAGCAAGGAGCAGCAGAGAAAGACGGACGCAUCCAAGUGAACGACCAGAUAGUGGAGGUGGACGGUAUCAGUCUGGUGGGAGUCACCCAGCUGUUUGCUGCUACAGUCCUGAAAAACACCAAAGGCAGAGUGAGGUUCCUGAUUGGUCGAGAGAAGCCAGGAACACAGAGUGAGGUGGCCCGCCUGAUCAGUGAGACGCUGGAGCAAGAGAAGAACCACCAGCAGCAGCAGCAGCAGCAGCUGGAUGACCCGUAUGAACAUUCAACAGAGGAGGAGGAGCGGUACGAGGACGAUGACAGGAUGGACGAGAGGAUUCUGGGCUCUAAUUUCUCUCCGGGACGCAACGUGGAGGUGUUUGAGCUGCCGGAGUCCGAGGCCUUAUUCAUGCCGACCAACAUGGACAGCUCUCAGAUGGCCUUCCGGUUCAAAGAGCUGCAGCUCAAGCACAGCAUUGCCACAGCUGAAAUAAACCAGCUCAAUGAAAAGCUGAGGGCUUCGGAGGAGGACAGAUCGUUGUGGGAAGCAAGAGAGUCUGAGCUGGAAAAGAAACUCGAGGACGGGAACGAGAAGAUCCUGAAGCUGGAGAGUUCCUGGGUGGAAGCUCAGGCUCAGUGCAAAACUGUCAACGAACAGUUGAGUGAGACCCAGGUCCAGUACGAGACUCUGGACAAGAAGUAUAACAAAGCCAAGAAGCUGCUCAAGGACUUCCAGCAGAAAGAAAUAGACUUUGUGAAGAAAGAGGAGGACUUCAAGAAAACUUUAGAUGAGAAAGAGAAGUGGUACAAGGAGCAGCUGGAGAGCCUGCAGAACACGAUUGCUGCUCUGGAGUCCAGAGGACCUUCGGUUGUCGAGAGUCAAACUGGUCUGGACUCGGCGGCGGAGGAGAGGCUGAGCAGCCAAGGCUCCGUCACCAACACGCAAUCCGUCGACUCACUGCCAGAACAAGACUGGAGUGAGGCGGUCCCUGAAACGGAGCGCCUGGACACGAGCGCACACCGAGCCAAAGGCCUGCUGGCUCAGAAGGCCAAACGCCAGCCUCCGUCUCGCAGCAAGCUCAAAGAGAACCUGGCUGUGGCCUCCGGUCACACUCAGGAAACUGAAGAAGAGGACGAGCAGGAGGAGCAGGAAUCCCCCAGGAGGAGGAGGUCCAUGCAGGAGAGCCUGUCCCUUCCGGUCUCCAUCAGCACUCCUCAGAGCGCUCAGAAAGAUCCCAGCGAGACCAGAGACUCGUCCAGGAGCAAGGUGGAGCUCUCCAGCAGCCCGUCUCUGUCUCCUUCACAGGGAGGCAGCGUCGAGAGCGGGAGUCCCCCCCUGUCCCCCCCAAAGCACAGCUCCUCUCCACAAUCUCCCUCUGGCUUCAUGCGUAAUGUGAAGAAGAGGGAGUCCAAAGGCAAGGGGAAGGAGCACAAAGAGGAAUUCAACGAGGCUUCAUCCGCGGGAAAACCUAAGAGACGCUUUCCAGACUUUGGGGGCCUACGGAAGUCAGGUGGCAAAGGAAAAAAACACGACAAGGAGGCAAUGAGGGCAUCUUUGGACAGCAGGGGCUCAGCUGAGCUACUGGAGGAGUCUGGAGGGAAUCUCUCCCCCGCCGAGUCCAUGACCUCCAUCCCGACCUGCAUGCCUUUCUCCUGGUUCGGAGACAAAGAGCGAGACAGAGACCGAGAGCCCUCGUCCUCCAGCAGCAGCCUGCCGUACGCCGCUAAUGAGGCCAGCGGCGAGCACAGCCAGGAGCGCAAGAAUAAGACAAAUCUCUCCUGGUCCUCUUUAUUCAGUCGCUCGUUAGAUUUGAGUUUUUCAGUCAUAGAUGAUUCUAACCCUGCCAGCCCCAGUUCAGACACCUCUGGGUUAGUUGCUGAACCCAAUCUGUCUGGGCGCUCUCACACUUUAAUCUUCUCUUCCAGCGAGACUUUAGAUGAUGAGCCAGUGGCAACAUCAAAAGAGUACCAGUGGCAGAACCGUCCAGUCUCAGAAUGGACCAAUCAGCAGGUCUGCCACUGGCUGAUGGGCAUGAACAUGGACCAAUACACACCCGAAUUCACUGCCAAGGGUGUGGACGGCCAGCAGCUGCUGAACCUGGACAGCGACAAGUUGAAGGCUCUGGGUGUGUCGAGCCAGAGUGAUCGUUCGACGAUCAAGAAGAAGCUGAAGGAAAUGCGUAAAACCCAGGAGAAGCUGGAGAAGCUGCGGGAGAAGCGUGAGAAGGAGGUCCGGCGCAGCGGGAAGCUCCCCGUCCCCACGGACUCCUUCUGCUGAGGGAUCCGCUCAGAACGGCCACUCCCAGAAACACAGAGAGACCUUUAAUAAAUUCACUCAUAUUCUGUUCGUUGUUCAGGAGAAUAACAUUCAACUGCCUGAGGGGCCAGUUUUCACUUUAUACUGGUAGUUUUUUGUUUUUUUGUUUUUUUUCCCCACGCAGAUGAUUCAACUGAAACAUUGAGAAUGUCCAAAAAAAAAAGAUGGGUAUGUGACCGAAAAAGGAUCUCCCGAUAUUUUUACCACUAAAGAGCUAGAAGAGUCUAUAUCCUGAUAUAAUGUAGUUCUUGCAGAUUAUGCACACAUUUACCUAUGGAAGUCAAACGCAAACUGCUUUUGUUUUUGUAAGCAUCUUUUUUUUUAUAUAUAUAUUUUUGCUAAUAUCAUGCGCCUGUUUCCAGACUGUGCUCUCUGCAGGAGCAGUAAUUGUACAGAUAAAAUCAAAGCACUAUAUUUGUCUUUUAAGCUUGACAAGGUUUUAAAUGUAUAAAUAAGUUUUAUACAUGUGCCGAAUAACUGCAUAUCCCUUUUUUUUGGUUUUUCUAUACCAUUGUUUAUUUUCUACUAUCUAAUGUUUUCUACUAAGUAGAAUAGCAGGUGACCGUUCUGCUAAGUGAAAGAUAAGACUGUUGCCGUCUCUGGCUGUGACUGUUAUCGCUGAGAUGGUACGGCGGAGCUCCAGCUCUCAGAUCCGCUUCACCUCCGCCUCCCCCAGGCCAGUAGAGGAGUCUUUAUGACAAGGAUGGCGUGAGCAUGUAGCGGCGAGUUUGAAUGUGAGGCCAAACCCAAGUGCUUCCUCCUCUUCUCUAGUAUGACCCCCCCACCCCACCCCCUCCUCCAGGGUCUGUACAAUGAAAUCCAUGUGGCACUGCAUCCAAAUCCUUUUAUGAAAUUGGAAGACUGAAUCUUGGUACGUGUGGCAUCAAUAAACUAAUUUUCACUUCU
This is a messenger RNA of Salarias fasciatus (jewelled blenny), 5301 nucleotides long. RefSeq names its product protein phosphatase 1 regulatory subunit 9A-like A (gene ppp1r9ala). The record is from RefSeq and is a predicted model, not a curated record. Gene Ontology annotation, cellular component: actin cytoskeleton; postsynaptic density; dendrite. Gene Ontology annotation, molecular function: actin filament binding. Gene Ontology annotation, biological process: neuron projection development; actin filament organization; calcium-mediated signaling. Lineage: Eukaryota; Metazoa; Chordata; Actinopteri; Blenniiformes; Blenniidae. The coding region runs from base 1 to 4356 and encodes 1451 amino acids. The transcript has 19 exons.